AUGUCUGCAUCCAUCCAGAAUAGGACUGUAGAGUUCCAUCAAUGUGUCAAUACCUAUGAAAAGAUCAACAGAAAACAGCAACAUCAAAGCAACGCUAGGAUAAAGCCCCAAGCUCAAGACCAACCACACAAAAAAUCGCAUUUCAGUCAACAAGCAAGUGUAAUAGCCAAAGAUAUAUCACACGUUACCGAACUUUUAAGUAAAUUAGCAUUAUUGGCCAAGAGGAAACCCAUGUUUGAUGAUAAACCAAUAGAGAUUGGAGAGUUGACUUAUGUUAUCAAGCAAGAUAUAUUCAAGAUAGAAACUAGUAUUCAGAACCUUCAAAAAUACAUGAAGGGCGAGUCUUCAAUAACCAUAGAUUCUCAAACCAGUCAAUUUAGUAAAAAUGUUCUUACUUUGUUGAAUUCUAAAAUGAAGAAUGUUUCAGGUGAGUUCAAGAAUGUGUUGGAAAUUAGACAAAAGAACGAAAUAAUGAACAAGAAUAGACAAGAAAAUUUCUUAUCGUCGGUGUCGAAUAGUCGAAGAUUGAAUAGCGCGUCACCGUUGAAUGUGGAAAGAAACGAAUCUGCCAAUGAUUCAUUAAGUAACUUGAAUGAGAAUCCGUUUUUGUUGGGCAGCAACACGGCCCAAUCAAACAACAACAACAACAACAGCUACAACAGCUACAACAGCUACAACAAGUUCUCGGAUGCUGACCCCGAAAUUGUGUCACCUUACGACAAUGGCCAAUAUCUCUCACUACCCGACCAACAACAGCAACAGAUGUUGUUGAUGGAGGAACAAAAUUCUGGUCAACAAUAUUUACAACUGAGAAAUAGAGCAGUUGAAAGUAUAGAAAGUACAAUCAAUGAGGUGGGUAACUUGUUCCAGCAAUUGGCUACUAUGGUGAGUGAACAAGGAGAACAGAUUCAAAGGAUUGAUGCAAAUGUUGAAGAUAUAAACUUGAAUAUUAGUGGAGCUCAACGUGAAUUGUUGAAGUACUAUGCACACAUUACGAGCAAUAGAUGGCUAUUUUUGAAAAUCUUUGGAGUGUUGAUAAUAUUCUUCUUCUUGUGGGUGUUGGUGAGUUAA
Messenger RNA from Lodderomyces theae, 1071 nucleotides. RefSeq names its product t-SNARE syntaxin. Gene Ontology annotation, molecular function: SNAP receptor activity; SNARE binding. Bases 1 to 1071 code for a protein of 356 amino acids. Gene Ontology annotation, cellular component: Golgi membrane; endomembrane system; SNARE complex. NCBI's taxonomy places the organism in Eukaryota, Fungi, Ascomycota, Pichiomycetes, Serinales, Debaryomycetaceae. The record is from RefSeq and is a predicted model, not a curated record. The transcript has a single exon. Gene Ontology annotation, biological process: vesicle fusion; intracellular protein transport; endoplasmic reticulum to Golgi vesicle-mediated transport.